GUCACGUGAUCCUUUGUUUGUUGGAUCACGUGAUCUCUUGCAAGUUUGAAGGUGUGGCUGGUUCAAGAUGAAAUUCAGGUUUUGUGGAGACCUAGACUGCCCUGAUUGGCUCUUGGCUGAGAUCAGUACACUCUCAAAGCUAACAUCAAUUAAAAUGAAACAGCUUUGUGGUGAAGUCCUGAAGGAUCUUUUGACUGGAGACCUUAAUUAUGAACAAGUAGAGAAGUGGACUUCAGCAAGAUAUGAGGAGUCCGAUAUCAAAGCAGCUGUUGCAGCAUUAGCUUUUAUAAUGUCGAGUGCAGCAAAGUUCAAUGUUGAUAGUGACUCACUUGGUAAUGAACUACAGCAGCUGGGGCUGCCUAAAGAGAAUGUUGGGUCUUUGUGUAAAGUGUACUCUGAGAGUUUAGUCCAGCUCCAGGACUCACUGAAGGGAAGGAGUUUAAGAGUUUACAAAUUAGAUUCAGUGGAUUGGAGAGUUGACUAUAUACUGAGCUCAAGUAGUUUGCAAGAUAUUAAUGAACCAUCGGUUCAAUUAAAACUAACCUCCACAGCUGGUGAUUCACUGGCAUUCAGCGUUGAUGGAGACCAGUUUCGUGUAUUACUUAAAGAUUUAAAACAAGCUCGACAGUUAAUGGAAAAUCUUUAAUUGUUACUGAAUAUUAUAAUUAAUUAAUUAGUUAAUUAAUUGGGUGUGGUUAUUAAUAUUAAUAAUGUCA
Molecule: messenger RNA, 716 nt
Organism: Amphimedon queenslandica
Lineage: Eukaryota; Metazoa; Porifera; Demospongiae; Haplosclerida; Niphatidae
Product: COMM domain-containing protein 4-like
Exons: 9
Coding region: 68-646 (192 amino acids)
Source: RefSeq, a predicted model, not a curated record